UUAUUAACAUUCUUGGGCACAUCGAAAAUAAACCUACAAAACCUAAAAUUUAUAGUAUUUUUUUACCCCCCUUUUCAUUUUAUUUCCACAACCACGAUAAACAACUGCACACACAUUUGGAGUAGAGACACAAUAGUGAGGUGAAAAUGGUCGGCAACAAGUCAAAGAAGUUGAAAGUUGAAGAAAAUUUCAAGCAUAAUAUUAACGAAGAACUCGUCCUUUCCUUUGAGAAAUUUCAAGAAGUACAAGAUAAGCUUGAAAAGAUCAAUGAAAAGCAAUGUGUUAAGUUUCUCAAAAUUGCACAAAAGUACAAUGAGAAAAGGAAGCCAGUUUAUGAUAUGCGAAAUGAGAUCACCAAAUUAAUUCCUUAUUUCUGGUUGACUGCUUUUAUGAGUCAUCCUGUCCUCUAUGACAUUUUGAACUAUGAGGAUCGAAAGAUGUUUAAGUAUAUGCACUCUCUUGAGGUUGAAGAUAACAAAGAUGUCAACUCAGACUACAAAAUAAACUUUAAUUUCAAUCCUAAUCCAUAUUUUGAGAAUACAAAGCUUACAAAGGCUUUUACCAUCCUUGAAGAUGGAACAAAAAAGAUAACUGCUAGCCCCAUAAAAUGGAAAGAGGGCAAGGGAAUACGCAGUGGAGUCGAUCAUGACAAGAAAAGGAACAAGCGGUUUGAUUCCAGUUUCUUUCGUUGGUUUAGUGAUUGUAAGCAGAAAGAUGAUAUGCAUGACAUUCAUGAUGAGGUUGCUGAAUUAAUAAAGAACGAGUUAUGGCCAAAUCCACUUUCGUCUUUCAACAAUGAGGAUGAUGAAGAGGAUGUUGAUGAUGAGGAAAAUGAUGAGGAUGACAUUGAAGAUGAAGAGGAGGAAAACAAAGACGAGAAUGAGGAUAAAGAUGAAGAUGGUGAUGAAGAAAUGGAAAAAGAAAAAGAAAAAAAGAAAGGGGAAAAAAAUAACAAUAUCAAUUGAAGAAUGUAUUAUGGUGGUGUUUACUAUUUAUUUAUUAUUUUCCUGACUUUGAGUUGCACUUAAAAUAUAUAGAAGUACUAGUUUAUCAAAUACAAUAUUGUAUAAUGUUUGUUGUUUGAGUUAUCAAAUUUUA
This is a messenger RNA of Cajanus cajan (pigeon pea), 1098 nucleotides long. RefSeq names its product NAP1-related protein 2. Gene Ontology annotation, biological process: nucleosome assembly. The record is from RefSeq and is a predicted model, not a curated record. Lineage: Eukaryota; Viridiplantae; Streptophyta; Magnoliopsida; Fabales; Fabaceae. Gene Ontology annotation, cellular component: nucleus.